Messenger RNA from Vanderwaltozyma polyspora DSM 70294, 4566 nucleotides. It is a transcript of the gene XRN1, whose product is annotated as chromatin-binding exonuclease XRN1. Lineage: Eukaryota; Fungi; Ascomycota; Saccharomycetes; Saccharomycetales; Saccharomycetaceae. Gene Ontology annotation, cellular component: nucleus. Gene Ontology annotation, molecular function: RNA binding; 5'-3' RNA exonuclease activity. Bases 1 to 4566 code for a protein of 1521 amino acids. Gene Ontology annotation, biological process: nuclear-transcribed mRNA catabolic process; rRNA catabolic process. The record is from RefSeq and is a predicted model, not a curated record. The transcript has a single exon.
AUGGGUAUUCCUAAAUUCUUCAGAUACAUCUCUGAAAGAUGGCCAACUAUUUUACAGCUUAUAGAAAAUGAUCAAAUUCCAGAAUUUGAUAAUCUAUAUUUAGAUAUGAAUUCCAUUUUCCAUAAUUGUACACAUGGUAAUGAUAUAGAUAGUACUAAAAGAAGACUGUCAGAAGAAGAAGUGUUUCAAAAUAUUUUCAAUUAUAUCGAUCAUUUAUUCAAUACAAUCAAACCAAAAAAGAAAUUUUACAUGGCUAUCGAUGGUGUCGCUCCAAGAGCUAAAAUGAAUCAACAAAGAUCUCGUAGAUUUAGAAGUGCUAUGGAUGCAGAAAACGCUAUGAAAAAAGCUAUCGAAAAUGGUGAUGAAUUGCCAAAAGGUGAACCUUUUGAUACGAACUCUAUUACCCCAGGUACAGAGUUUAUGGCUAAAUUAACAAAGAAUAUUAAAUAUUUUAUCCAUAAUAAAAUUUCAAGUGAUUCAAAUUGGCGAAACAUUGAAAUUAUAUUUUCAGGUCAUGAAGUUCCUGGUGAAGGUGAACAUAAAAUUAUGGACUUUAUUAGAAGUAUCAGAUCAUUAGAUACUUAUGAUCCAAAUACAAGGCACUGUAUUUAUGGGUUAGAUGCAGAUUUGAUUAUGUUAGGUUUGUCUACUCAUGAUCCUCACUUUGCUUUGUUAAGAGAAGAAGUUAGGUUUGGUAACCAAAGAAAUAGUUCAAAUAAUAGUACUUUAUCUGCCUUAGAUAAGCAAAAUUUUUACUUACUGCAUUUGUCAUUGUUAAGACAAUAUCUGAAUUUAGAAUUCAAAGAAGUAGCAGAUGGAAUUAAUUUCAAGUACGAUUUUGAAAAAGUUUUAGAUGAUUUCAUUUUAAUUAUGUUCGUCAUCGGUAACGAUUUCUUACCCAAUUUACCUGAUUUACAUUUAAAUAAAGGUGCUUUCCCAGUUAUAUUACAGACAUUUAAGGAGGCUUUAUUGCACUUAGAUGGUCACAUUAAUGAAAAUGGUAAGAUUAAUCUACAGAGGUUAAGUGUAUGGUUAAACUAUUUGUCUCAAUUCGAAUUAAUGAAUUUCGAAAAAGAUGAUAUUGAUGUUGAAUGGUUUAACAAACAAUUAGAAAAUAUCUCUCUUGAAGGUGAAAGAAAACGUAUAAGACAAGGUAAAGUUUUGCUAUUAAAGCAGCAAAAAAAGAUUGUUGGUUUAGUAAAACCUUGGUUAUUAAAACUUAACGCUAAACCUAUUUCCGAUCUUUCUAAAGUAGAUGAAAAGGCUUUGGUACUAGAAUUGAAUGAUCAACCAAUUGUGGAAAAUUUGGAUUUCUUAAAAGAAUUCUCUUUUGAACUAGGAUUGUUUAUUAUUCACUCCAAAUCUAAAGAUACAUACUCUUUGAAAUUAGAUAUCGAUUCUAUUAACCCUUCAGAGACCGAAGAAGAACACAUCGAAAGAAUUAAGUCAAUGAAAGUAACAUUCAAAAAGUUCUCUAAUGCAAUUUUGGUGGAGGACCAAGAGGAAUUAGAUACUGAACAGGAAAUAUAUAAUGAAAGAUUCGAAAAUUGGAAAACAGAUUAUUACAAGGAAAAAUUCAAUUUCUUUCAAAAGGAAAGAGUGUUAAAACCAUUUUCUGACUCCUCUGAAACUAAUGAACAAGAAGAGCAUUCAAUCGAAUCUGAAUUUAUUGAUAGACCAAAAUUUGAAUAUAUUAUUACUGACGACGAAAACAAAUUAACAGAGUUAUGUAAAAAUUAUGUUGAAGGUUUGCAAUGGGUUCUUUAUUACUAUUAUCGUGGUUGUCCUUCUUGGAAUUGGUACUAUAAAUACCAUUAUGCACCAAGAAUAUCUGAUUUAACAAGGGGUUUAGAUCAAACUACUUCAUUCGAUCUAAGCAACCCAUUUACACCGUUCGAGCAAUUAAUGGCUGUCCUUCCUGAAAGAUCCAAAAAUUUAAUUCCUCCAGUAUUGAGACCUUUAAUGUAUGAAGAAAUCUCCCCAAUUCUGGAUCUUUAUCCUAAUGAAGUAGAAUUGGAUAAAAAUGGUAAGACAGCAGAUUGGGAAGCUGUUGUUUUAUUACCAUUUGUUGAUGAAAAUAGAUUGAUUGAUGCAAUGAAACCUCAUUUGGCAAAAUUAUCACCAGAAGAAAAAGAGAGAAAUCAGUUCGGUAAAGAUUUAACUUUUAUGUUUUCUCCCCAAGUUGAUGAAGUUUACAAAACUCCGUUGGGUGGCUUGUUUAACGAUAUCGAACACAAUCAUUGUGUGGAAAUUGAAUUUAAGUUAGAAAAAAUCCACAAUGAUAAAAUUCGUUAUGGUUUAUUACCAAAUGCUAAGAUUGGUAAGGACUUAUUAGCAGGCUUCCCAUCUUUGUUUACCAUACCUUUUAAGAAUAACUUAGAAUAUAAUGAAACUACUGUUUUCCAACAACCUUCAAGACAACAAUCUAUGGUUUUAAAAAUCCAAAAUAUCUAUGAGGAAAAUAAUAUGACUGCUGAAGAAUUUGGCUCAGCAUACUUAAACAAAAUUGUUUAUACCAAAUGGCCUUACUUAAGGGAAUCAAAAGUUUUGGAAGUCUUCAAUGAACAUCAAAUGAUGGAAGUGGACAUUAACAGUGGCAAAUCAAAGUCAAGACCUUUGAAUGAUUCUGAAAGGAAAUUAUAUAUGAACUUAAGAAGUUCAAUAUUCAAAAACUAUAACAAAUCCAAGGCUGUUAAUGUAGGUAAAGUAUCAACUAUUGUAAAAGUUUUACCAGUAAAUGGUUUAAUGAGAGACACCGAUGGUGCGUACAUCAAGACUUACAGCAAUGAAUCUGAAUAUUAUCCAUUACAACUUGUUGUCGAAACAGUUUCAAAUGUAGAUGAGAGAUAUCUAGAAAAGCCACCUCAACCAAUCGAAGAGGAAUUUCCACAGGGCUCAAAAGUUAUUUUCUUGGGUGAUUAUGCUUAUGGUGGAACUGCAACUAUCGAUGGUUACAGUAGUUCAACAAGGCUAAAACUUUCUGUAGAAAAAAGAUCAUUGAGAUCAGAACCAACUAUUGGUAAAUCUAGAUGUAACAUAGAUAAGGAUAUGGUCAAGUAUCAACCAUCUUAUGUUGUAGCAAGAAACUUAAAGCUUCAAUCCCUAUUUCUUUCAAGGUUAACAUCGAAAUUUUUGGUAGCUGAUAUUAACGGUUCCCAUGUAAAUGUCGGUAUUCCAAUAAAGUUUGAAGCAAGAUCACAAAAGGUCUUAGGAUUUGCUAGGAAGAACCCUAGAGGUUGGGAAUUUUCUAACCUAGCUGUUGAUUUGUUAGUAGCUUAUAGAAAAAAUUUCCCAGAUUUUAUUGAAAAAUUAUCCAGAGUUAAUACUAGAGACAAAUUACCAUCGAUCGAGGAGCUUUAUCCUGAGCUAGAUAAGGCUAAAGCAUCCGCAUUAUUGGCUAAUGUCAAAUCCUGGAUCAAAUCGGUCACUGACCCAUUUGUUACCGUAUCUUUGCAAAGUGAUUCUUUGACUAAGGCUUCUAUUUUAGCAGUUGAAGAUUUCAUAGAACCAUAUUCUAAAUUACCAGAAGAAAGUGAAACGAAGCAUUUGGCAAAGGUACCUAGAGAAGCUGUAUUGGAUCCAAAGUCCUCGUUUACAUUGUUACGUUCCCAAAGAUUUGAUUUGGGUGAUCGUGUUGUCUACAUUCAAGAUACCGGUAAAGUACCAUUAUUUUCUAAAGGUACAGUUGUAGGAUAUACAACACUGGGCCAACGUUUAUCUGUUCAAGUAUUGUUUGACCAUGAAAUUGUUAGUGGUAAUAAAUUCGGUGGUAGAUUAAGAACUAACCGUGGUUUAGGAUUGGAUGCUUCAUUCCUAUUGAAUAUUACAAACAGACAAUUUAUUUACCAUUCGAAAGCUUCCAAAAAGGUAGGUGAGUCGACCAGAAGUGUUGCUCCUACUGCAGCAUCAAUUGAAGCCCGUAAACAUAAAGCUGCUCAAAUAAGAACUGCCCGUGCAAAGGAUUUGUUGACUCAUAUCAAUGUUGAUAAGAAGGAGAAAACUGAAGUUUCUGAAUUAAAGGAAAGUUUAAUCACAAGUUCAAUGCCUCCUGCAAGAAAUGUAGCUAAUCACGUUUACAGUGCCGUAUUAAAUCAAGUUGCUACUGAUCCAUCUGAUCCUGCUAACAAUCAACCAGCUGCACCACAAAAUGUGAAUGGUGUUGAAGCACCAGGCUUACCAUAUCACUUACCUCCUGUCUUUGUCCCACCACCAAUGAUUUACCCAAACAUGGUGACAGGCCAAGGUCCACCAAUGCCAAUGAAUAGCCUACCACCAAUGCCACCAUAUCAUGGUAACUUACCUCCACCUGUUACAAUGUAUGCUCAAAAUCAAUUUGUAAGUGCUCCUGCAGUUGAUGAAAAAGGUAGCAAGGAAUUGAAAUCAUUUAUAAAGGGUGGAAAGAAAAAGGAUAGUAAGAAGGAUGAUGAUGGUAAGAGGCCAAAGAACAAAAAUGAUUCAAAGUAUAAAAAUAAGUCUAAUAAAUCUUCAAAAAACAAUUCUGAAAAGACUGUCUCAAGCAAGAUAGCUAAAGAAAAACAAAAUUCAAAGGAACAUAUAAAAGAUUGA